Messenger RNA from Syngnathus acus (greater pipefish), 1511 nucleotides. It is a transcript of the gene nudt6, whose product is annotated as nudix (nucleoside diphosphate linked moiety X)-type motif 6. Lineage: Eukaryota; Metazoa; Chordata; Actinopteri; Syngnathiformes; Syngnathidae. The record is from RefSeq and is a predicted model, not a curated record. Gene Ontology annotation, molecular function: NAD binding; NADH pyrophosphatase activity; ADP-ribose diphosphatase activity. The transcript has 5 exons. Bases 78 to 995 code for a protein of 305 amino acids.
UUCAACAGCGGAAGUCGGCGAGUUGGCAUUAAAAGGGCUUUUAAAAGCAAGUAAAAGUGACCCAACAACACGAUAACAUGGCUGCAUCAGCCCUACUUUGCAAAUUUCGAGUGGCUGGACUUUGUCAGAAGUGGUGUUCCUCCCGUGCGUUCACGUGCCGGGUAGUUGUCAAUCAGCUGCAGCGAGGACAGGGUGCCGCAGGUCUGGCCGGCCAAGUAGACCGGUUUGGGGGAGUAACGGUAGACCUGGCUGCCGUUGGUCUACCAGAGGACAUUAGCGAAAGUGCUUUUGCUGACUUAUUGACAGACUCGUUGGCCCGAUGGAAAUCGGAAGGUAAGGUUGCCGUGUGGCUGCGAGUCCCCAUCGCGAUGAGCCGAUGCGCAGCCGCGGCCUCCGCCCACGGCUUCACCUUCCACCACGCACAGGAGCGCCACGCUGUGCUCUCCCUCUGGAUGGGCGUGGGAGAAAGCAGGUUGCCUCACUUUGCUACUCACCAAAUUGGAGUGGCGGGCGCAGUGGUUGACGAGUCCAAUGGAAAGGUUCUGGUGGUGCAAGACAAGAACAAGACAAAAAAUGCCUGGAAGUUCCCCGGCGGGCUAUCGGAUCCCGGAGAGAAUAUCGGAGUGACGGCGGUGCGGGAAGUUUUGGAGGAAACGGGCAUCCGCUCCGAAUUCCGAUCCCUGCUGAGCAUUCGUCAGCAACACAACCACCCGGGGGCUUUUGGCAUGUCCGACAUGUACGUCAUCUGCCGCCUCAGCCCGCUCAGCUACGACAUCCAUUUCUGCAGGCACGAGUGCGAGCGUUGCGAAUGGUUUAGCCUCGCCGAGCUGGCGCGUACCACCGACACUACGCCCAUUACGUCCCGUGUGGCAAAGGUGCUGCUGCACGGGCUGAAGCACGGCUUUGAGCGCAUCGACCUCAGCAUGGAGGAGCUCCCCGCCGUCUACUCGGGGAUGUUUUACCAGCUCUACCAUCGACGGAUUCCUUCACCUUAACGAACAAUGUGAAGACUGGGACUGGACCUAAUGUUCUCGGUACUAUUUAAUAUAAUUAAACCACCUCUACUGCGGACUACAAGUACUGUUAAUCCAAUUUAUCCGGUUUUAUUUUUGAGACGAUACAGGUUGGGAACAGUGCAUUUGACAACCAAUCGUACCUCAGCUUUCUGACAAACAGCCCAAUCCGACUGUCAUCCCAACUCGGCAAAUACGUACCACUAUCACCUUCCCUGUGCAUUAAGAUUUUUUAAACUGAAGUCAUCUUGUUUUAGGAUUAAUCAAGUCUUGGAUGGGAUGCUAGUUGUAUAUGACUGCCACACCAAUACAUAUAUGUAGAAAUGUGUUAUUUCAAUAAUGGUGGAAUGGGCACUGCAAAUUGAGUCCUAGAUUUUUUAGGAAAAAAGUGUUCUUAAUGUUGGGGGCAAAAAAUGGCCUAUUUCGGCUCUAAAAAUCUGAUCAUAAGUGCCUUCAAAUUUGAGUGAGACAGUCUUAAUACACUAUUUCUCAACCUAU